AUGCCAGCACCUUUUGAGGUACCAGGCAUCGUGGACAAUGCCGACGGUUGGGGUCCCACAACAGUGCCAGAGCAACUAGAAGGAUUGCCGUAUGCUCCCUUUGGCAAGGGAGACAAAGUGGGAAGGAUCUCAGACUUCACACAGACAGGCUUCAACAAAUACGGAAAUCGGUAUGGUCAGAAUCAGCCCACCGUUGCUGUCUUCAAUUUCUUCCAUAACGAAGACGAGGACAGCUUCCAUCUGGUGGACAACAAGCCCGCGCAGAGGAAGCAGGGCAUGCGGCGCUUCCAGCCCAACAGGUUCCAGCAGCGGAGGAAUGAGCAGAACCAGCGGGGUGACAUGCAGGUGCACCAGGACCGGCAGCCCAGGAAGCAGCAGAACAAGCGGCCGCAAUUCUUCCACAGGAAUGAGCAGCGGCAAGUGGUGCACAGCUCGAGCGUGGACAUUCGGCCGGAGUGGGUGGUGGUGGAGCAGAUCCCCUUCACCAGCCUGACCAAGCUGAACUACCAGGCGCCCGCGCCUGAGGACCUGGCCUUCUGUGGGCAGCUGGAGUACUACGACAAGUCCUACGACCGCCUCACGCCCAAAACCGACAAGGCCCUCAAGAAGACCCCCCGCGCCUUCCGCUCUGUCACCACCUCCGACGACCCCGUCAUCAGGCAGUACGCGAAGGAGGACGCGGCGCAGGUGUUUAUCACCGACUCGCUGCUGACGACGCUCAUGUGCACGCCGCGGUCGGUGUAUUCGUGGGACAUCCUGGUCACACGCGCGGCCGGCCGCCUCUUCUUUGACAAGCGCGACGGCUCGUCCCUGGACAUGCUGACUGUGGCUGAGACGUCCCCCGAGGCCAUCCCCGAGGACAAGGACAACAUCAACGGCAUGCAGCAGCUCUCCCUGGAGGCCACCGCCAUUAACCAGAACUUCUCCCAGCAGGUGCUGUUGCAAGAGGGCAAGAAGCUGACGUACGACCAGCCCAACCCCUUCGUGGGAGAGGGCAACGAGGAGCUGGCAGCAGUCGCCUACAGGUAUCGGAAGGUGAAGAUGAAUGAUGAGGUGGACCUGGUGGUGCGGUGCGAGCUGGACGGUGUCAUGAACUAUAAGGGCCAGGACCAGCUGCUCUCCAUCAAGGCCCUCAACGAAUUUGACCCCAAGCUCACCGGCGUGGACUGGCGGCAGAAGUUGGAGAACCAGCGGGGGGCGGUGCUGGCGACGGAGCUGAAGAACAACGCGAACAAGCUGGCCAAGUGGACGGCGGCGGCGCUCAUCUCCGGGGCCGACAUGAUCAAGCUCGGCUACGUCUCUCGCGCCAGCCUGCGCGACAACCUCCACCACACCGUCCUUGGCACCCAGGUGUGCAAGCCCAAGGACUUUGCGCAGCAGAUAAAUCUGAACAUGGACAAUUGCUGGGGCAUUGUGCGCGCGCUGGUGGACCUGUGCAUGAAGAUGGAGGACGGCAAGUACCUCAUCGUCAAGGACCCCAACAAGCAGCUGCUGCGCCUCUACUCUGUCCCCGAGGACGCCUUCCAGGAGAACUACAGCGAGGAGCCCAUCCCAGACGCAGAGGAGGCCCCCAUCGCGGACGAGCCCGCCAAGGCCGACGCUGCCGACGAGGAGUGAUCUGGGCACUGAGUACUCUCGAGGCCUAAACAGGGUCGUGGUUUCCUUGAGUGGGAUUGAAUCUGGACAUGGUUGUGAUCUGGUGGCCUGUGGGGUGCCAUCUGGCAGAGCAUGGCUUACCUAUUUGUGUGCAAGACUGCUGCCAGUUUCUGCAUGUCUGGGGGCGGAUGUGCGAGGGUGGUCCUCCCAAGUUUAUGGAGGGACCAUAUUGUUGGCUCGCGCUCAGCUUUCAAGCGUGCUGGGCUGUCGCAGAGCCAGGCUGCAAUGUGAGGAUGCAGUCCCAUUAUGCCUAGAUGAUCUAGGUUUUGAGGCUGUUGGAGCAAAAGAUUCGAAUUCUCCAGAGUGUCCUGUGUUGUUACUAAGGCACCGGCGCCACAUACGAUAUGAGCCAAGACGUGAUCCAGUGUGCUGCCAUUGUCAGGACCAUGAUCAUGGGUGGACCCAGAUUGAGGAUAUUUCAACGGGGUUGAAGCAUUUCACAAGAAGUAUAUUGUACAAUAUUACAGAUAUGCCGACCACCAAAGUGUUUCCUACUCAAAAUCUGUAUUCCAGACAUGAGCUAUUGUAGCUUGUAAGGACUUCUAAUCUACAC
Molecule: messenger RNA, 2209 nt
Organism: Coccomyxa subellipsoidea C-169
Lineage: Eukaryota; Viridiplantae; Chlorophyta; Trebouxiophyceae; Coccomyxaceae
Product: eukaryotic translation initiation factor 3, subunit 7
Exons: 9
Coding region: 1-1617 (538 amino acids)
Biological process (GO): translational initiation
Cellular component (GO): eukaryotic translation initiation factor 3 complex; cytoplasm
Molecular function (GO): translation initiation factor activity
Source: RefSeq, a predicted model, not a curated record